This is a messenger RNA of Megalopta genalis, 1541 nucleotides long. It is a transcript of the gene RpIIIC53, whose product is annotated as RNA polymerase III subunit C53. The record is from RefSeq and is a predicted model, not a curated record. Gene Ontology annotation, cellular component: RNA polymerase III complex. Lineage: Eukaryota; Metazoa; Arthropoda; Insecta; Hymenoptera; Halictidae. Gene Ontology annotation, biological process: tRNA transcription by RNA polymerase III. Gene Ontology annotation, molecular function: DNA binding.
ACUAAAGUUGACUGAAGUCUGAAACAGCUGAACAGUGAACAGUAUGGAGACACACAUGUGACAGUUAUCAUAUGCUAAAAGAGAGUUUGUAACAGUAAUUUACAAGAGCCAUUACAUUGGAGAUGUAUAAUUGAAUACAAAAGCAACGUCUUUAGUGACAGCUCAUCGAACUUUUCUAUUAUUGACACUUAUCAAAAAACAAUUAACAAUGGCUUCUGAAAAGAACCAUUCUGUUAAUUCGAACCAUACACUUCCAACGAACGUGAAGAUCAAAGUUGAACCAGGAACGUCAAUGCCUGCUCCCAUAAGAAACAUUAAGAUUGAACCCGGUCUGUCGACGUCUACCACUAGACUGACAUCGUUCCGUUUGCCGAGAGACCUAACCUUAGGAGGCAACAUAAAAACAGAAAAAUCUAAAAAAGUGUACACACCAAAUUUAAAUGCUCAGAGAACAAAAAAGAAAGAUGAUGCCGGACCAGGUGAUUCUGCGAAACCAGGGAGGGUUAGAGAUAGUGUUCGAGGACGUGGUAGAGGUGGCAGAAAUGAUAGAGGACGUGGGAGAGCUAGCAACUUGAUACAAUCUAGUGGUAUUUGGUCUACUGGAAUAAAUAGCACACCGGGUAAACGUAGUAGUGGUGGCGGUGGUGGUGGAGGCUAUGGAGACAGUGACAGAAGCUCUCAAAUAGCCUUAGAAAAACCAAAAUUAGAUCUAAAUCGUACUGUUGACAAAGCUGAGGAAGAAGAAAAAUUGAAAUUGUUAUUGAGAGAUGAUUUUAUUGAUUCCGGAGAACCUGAAGAUAUUGAUAAUGGACCUAUUACCUUGCCAAUGCUCAAAGCAAAGCUACAGAAAGUAGAAAUUAAACAGGAGAUUGGGCUUGGGGAAGAAGAAGUAAAUACAAAACCGAUUAUAUCAGAGAAUGGAGAAGUGUUACCAGUUAAAAAGGAAGUUAAAAUCAAGAUCCCUAAACCGGAAGUAAAACCGGAAGAGGAGUUGGAUAAUAUUUCGCAGAUGAUCGACAACAAGACGAAUUCGUACAUUCUAAUACAGUUUCCAGAUUGUUUACCUGGUUUUGUUGGAAGCGCUGAAGACACUAGAUCUACUCGUCCAAAUGCAUCAAAUCAAGAAAAAGAAAAUGGAACUACUUCGGACACAGACUUUUGUACUUUGAAUAGCUUGAAGCCUGGUAUUUUAGGAAAAUUACAAAUUUUAAAGUCAGGAAAGACACGAUUAGUGUUGGGGGAGAACAAUCUGAUUGUAGACUUGGGAUCGCGGGUUAGCUUUCGACAGGAUCUGAUCGCUGCGAAAGUAGACACCGAAAAGUUAACUGGUGAUUUAAUAAAUCUUGGGCCAGUUAGUAACACGCUUGUAUGUUCCCCUGAUUGGGAAUCUAUGUUGGCUUAGGUGUAAAUAUAUUUUUCUUAUAAAAAAUCGUAUGACAUGAGUAGAUUCAUUCAUACAUUUAAAAUAUAGCACUCCUGAAAAGUUUGUUAUAAUAGUACCCUCCGUAAAAUAAAGGUCGCGACAACAGUUUCCUGCAAGA